CCCCUGCCAGGAGCGUGUGGUCUGGAGGUGCUUCUGCCUCGACUGAACCCCCAAACCCGCGCCUUCUGACUCCCCUGUGCUCCCGAGCCCCCGGAGGCACUCUUUGCCGUCCUAUUUCAGGUUCCCACCACCCCGAAGCGCGAUCUCCGCCCCAGACCCGAUCAGCACCCGAGAAGCGCGCCGCGCACGCGCGCCGAUUACCUCUGCGGAGACUCCGCCCUUCGCCCGCCUCGUCCUGCCCCUUCCGCUCUCUGGGGGCGGGACUAGGGCAGCUUCCGCCAGGAGCCGGGACCCAAGAGCAGAAACCUGGAGCCGGUGAUGGGGACGCUGUUCCUUCUCCUCGCGUGUUUAUCUCCUGUCCCCCAAUUUCGAUUUCCAAGCCCACCGGUGUCCUGAGAUCCCAUGCCAUCCCGACAUUCCAGCCCUAGCUGCAAGUUACUGCACAACCUGGACCCAGGAAGGGAACCCAUUUCCUGUUCCCGCCCCUGUUGUCCCGACAGGUAGAGGGCCGGGUGAGGUUCUCGUCGGGCACCCGGGCUUCGCCUGCCACACCCUCCCCGCCCGGGCCCCGGGGCCUUCCGCCGCCGCGCCCAUGGCCCAGAAGCCGAAGGUGGACCUUCACGUCGGGCGGCUGGGAUACCUGCAGGCGCUGGUCACGGAAUUCCAGGAGACGGAGAGCCAAGACGCUAAGGAGCAAGUCCUGGCCAACCUCGCCAACUUCGCCUACGACCCCGGCAACUACCAGUAUCUGCGGCAGCUGCAGGUCCUGGAUUUGUUCCUCGAUUCGCUGUCGGAGGAGAAUGAGACCCUGGUGGAAUUUGCCAUCGGUGGCCUCUGCAACCUGUGCCCAGACAGGGCCAAUAGGGAGCACAUCCUGCAGGCCGGGGGCGUCCCGCUCAUCGUCAACUGCCUGUCCAGCCCCAACGAGGAGACGGUGCUAUCUGCUGUCACCACACUCAUGUCCCUGUGCACGCCAGGCCCUGGCACCCAGCCCGAGUUGACCGCCAUGCCCGUGGUCCAGUGCAUGCUGCGCUUCUCUCUCUCGGCCAACACAAGGCUCCGGAACCUGGCCCAGAUUUUUCUGGAAGACUUCUGUUCCCCCAGCCUGGUGGCUGAAGCUCGCAGCUGGAAAGCUCACUCUGCCCUGGGUAUCCCACUGCCCAAGGACUGAGGCCCCAUAACAGCCCUGGUCCAAGGAGACCUCCAGGCCUUAUUACCCUUAGUGCGGGAGAUGGGACCAAAAUCCUGCCAGGGGCACAGGAUGUGAGGGGCACGGAUCCCCCUGAGCUUAUUCUCCAAAAGUGGUGCCUUUUCCGCCAUUUUAGAGGUGUUUUUUCAGCAUGACAGGCACUUUCACUGUGAUGAAAAGGCAUUAGGAGUGAGGAAGCCAGACUUUGAGACACAGGGCAAUACCCCACAGGCAGGCUCACCCCUCGUGGAAGAACCAGCCUGGGACCUUGACCCACUGUCUGUGGAAGGGGUUCUCAGAAGCAGGGACUGAAGGCUUUAGGAGAACUGAUUGCCCUUGAGGAAAAUGGGAAUUCUCCCUUAACAGGAGUGAGUGGAGAAAUUCUGGAGAGUAACAAUGAGAAGGCUCAUGAGUAAAGCAUCUCGGGGCCUUGGGCACUGGGAAGGUGUCCUGACCGCCCAGGGCUGUGGAGAGCCCAGUGCCCCACCUUAAGCUCCCCAGGCUGGGCAUGUGGGCCUGGGGGAGAGUGCAUCUCAGAGCAUGAGGAUGCUCAGGCAAGGCCAAUGCCAGGCCCUACGUGGUGUGGGUCUGAGGUCCACGGUGUGUGCACUGGUCAAUGCAGAGGAUGGAAAGUUGGGGUUCAGGAGCAUUGGGGGCUCCUGGCCUCCCUUUUCUAUUCCCUGAAGGUGGCCCCCUAGAUGGCCAAGUAAAGGCAGAAAUCAGAAUUUGUCCUGGAGAGGGAGAGGACUGCUAGCCAGGCAGGCGUGGAGGUGGGACAGAUUCAGGGUCAGGGGACCAAGGGGAGACAGGAAGGGAAGGCCGCCUCGUCAGCACCCCUCCUCCAGCUGCCUCCUUAUGUUCUCAAAUAAAGGAGCCUAAAAGAC
Choloepus didactylus (southern two-toed sloth) is the source of this 2073-nucleotide messenger RNA. RefSeq names its product armadillo repeat containing 7 (gene ARMC7). The record is from RefSeq and is a predicted model, not a curated record. The transcript has 3 exons. NCBI's taxonomy places the organism in Eukaryota, Metazoa, Chordata, Mammalia, Pilosa, Megalonychidae. The coding region runs from base 593 to 1171 and encodes 192 amino acids. Gene Ontology annotation, molecular function: protein binding.